Messenger RNA from Polistes canadensis, 1584 nucleotides. It is a transcript of the gene Cyp301a1, whose product is annotated as probable cytochrome P450 301a1, mitochondrial. The transcript is spliced from 10 exons. NCBI's taxonomy places the organism in Eukaryota, Metazoa, Arthropoda, Insecta, Hymenoptera, Vespidae. Gene Ontology annotation, molecular function: oxidoreductase activity, acting on paired donors, with incorporation or reduction of molecular oxygen; monooxygenase activity; iron ion binding. Bases 1 to 1488 code for a protein of 495 amino acids. The record is from RefSeq and is a predicted model, not a curated record.
AUGUACACCGAAACGUGCACCAACUUAGACGUGGAAUUUAAUGUAAAACCUUAUAACGAAAUCCCAGGACCAAAGCCUAUUCCGAUAUUAGGAAACACAUGGAGAAUGUUGCCAUUGAUCGGACAAUAUGAAAUUUCUGAUACCGCUAAAAUAAGUCAAUUGUUUUACGAGGAAUAUGGAAAAAUCGUUCGUUUGAGUGGUUUAAUCGGUCGACCUGAUUUACUUUUUGUUUAUGACGCUGACGAAAUAGAAAAGGUUUAUCGUCAGGAAGGGCCAACCCCUUUCAGACCAUCGAUGCCAUGUUUGGUUCAUUAUAAAAGCAUUAUUCGUAAAGAUUUCUUCGAAGACAUAGGCGGUGUUGUCGGAGUACACGGUGAACCAUGGAGAAAAUUUCGUACGCGUAUACAGAAACCAGUUUUACAACCGCAAAUUGUAAAGAAGUACAUAACACCUAUAGAAACUGUCACGAGUGAUUUCAUAACAAGGAUAGAAGAAAUUCAAAAAGAAAACGGAGAAUUGCCGGGAGAUUUUGAUAACGAAAUACACAAAUGGGCUCUUGAAUGUAUAGGAUUGGUAGCUUUGGACGUACGAUUAGGGUGUUUAGGUGAAUCGCUUGAACCAGAUUCAGAACCACAGAAAAUUAUCGAUGCUGCUAAAUUUGCUUUGAGAAACGUAGCAGUUCUUGAAUUGAAAGCUCCUUUUUGGAGAUACAUACCAACUCCACUUUGGACACGAUAUGUUCGUAAUAUGAAUUAUUUUAUCGAAGUAUGCACGAAAUACAUCGAUGCUGCUAUGGAAAGAUUAAAGGAAAAAAAAUCUACGAAGGAGGAAGAUCUUUCGAUGGUGGAAAGAAUUUUAGCGACCAAUGCUAAUCCGAAAUUAGCUUACAUUCUUGCGUUGGAUUUAAUUUUAGUCGGCAUUGAUACGAUAUCAAUGGCGGUAUGCUCGAUAUUAUAUCAAUUGGCGACAAGACAAGAAGAACAAGAAAAAGUUUAUCAAGAAUUACUUCAAAUUCUUCCUGAUCCGAAUACUCCUCUUACUGUGUCGCAUCUCGAUCAAGCUAUUUACACUAAAGCUUUUAUUCGUGAAGUUUUUAGGAUGUAUUCAACUGUUAUUGGCAAUGGUAGAACGUUACAAAACGAUAGCAUAAUUUGUGGUUACAAAGUGCCUAAAGGAGUCCAAGUUGUAUUUCCAACAGUUGUAACUGGAAACAUGGAGGAAUAUGUCGAGGAUGCAAAAACAUUUAAACCAUCUAGAUGGCUUAAAACUUCCGUUGAUCAAAAGUUUCAUCCGUUUGCGUCAUUGCCAUAUGGAUAUGGUGCACGCAUGUGUCUUGGUAGAAGAUUCGCUGAUCUUGAAAUGCAAGUACUACUCGCUAAACUGAUACGAUCGUACAAGUUGGAAUACCACCACCAACCAUUGAAAUACAAAGUUACGUUCAUGUAUGCACCAGACGGAGAACUCAAAUUCAAAUGCAUUAAAAGAUAAUAAUUAAUAUAUCCAAUAAUUACCGAUUACAUAAAUAAUAUAAACGAUAAAAUCAAAAGAUUGUAAUAAUACUUAUAUAUAAAAAAAAAAAGAAAA